GCAUAUUCUAAGAGAACAUUCAAGGCAUAUUCUAGGGCUAGGGUUUUUGGAGCUCGCGAGCAAUGGGGGGCGAUCCAUCGCAUGGCGCGGCUUCUUCUUCGGGGCAUCAUCCACCGCAGGGGCACAAGGGAUGGCCGGAGCACUGGCCCAAGGAUUACUCGGGAUGGAACGACGACAUCUGGACACCAUUCGGCGGCCCCUACUGCAAUCCCAGGAAUUGGCGCCGCAACACCGCGCUCACGCUGCUAGGGAUCUUCCUGAUUUGCAUCCCAAUCGCCCGGCUCUCGGCGCGCCUCGAGCAACGCCCAGUGCCGCCGCAUUUCCCGAUUCCCUCGCAGCUCUGGUGCAAGAAUUUCGGGCCGCCGUUGGAUCAAGACGAGGAGGACGAGGACAGCAAGAUCAGGAUCUCGUAGAGCAGUGGUGGAAGCCAAUAAGUUUUUCCAUGUAGCCACGUGGACGGCUGAGAUUUGGAACUUCUCAAACGAAGAUGUUCAGUGCCCACGCGGGUCAAGAACUUUAGGGUUUCUGGAGCUUUCGAGAAUAUCCCGGAGCUCCUAAUCUACGCGAUGAAUCUCAAGCGCAAGGGGCCAGACGAUAGCGAUCCCAGCGCAGCUCUCUACGGGCUGCUCCCCAGCAAGAAGCUGCGACAGGAAUCGGAGGAUUUUUUGCCCGAUUUCUCCCGGAACGGGCCCGUUGCGAUCCCCGAGGUCUGUCCCGUAGAGAUCCCCAGCGAUACACCAGUGGACUCUACACCUAUUUCUUUGAUCGUUACAGAGCCCGAUGCUGAUGAGAGAGCUUUAGUCUUGUACAGGCCCAUGGAUCUUCCCGAUCGCUCCAAGCCUCGGCUUAGACAAGUGAAUGGAUCCUUUCCACGCCACUACAGAGAUUUCCAAGUCUCCGAUGCUGUGGAGUGGUUUUCUCCAUCCAAAUCGUUCAAGCACGAUUUCGCAUUGUCGAGUGGAAUGGGUAUGAACAACAGCUUGGCGGUGAUUCCCUACGUCGCGCCUCCAAGUUUCCGCGACGGUGGACGAGUGAUUAUCGAAGAUAUCACCGACCAAGUUCGCCAGGAGGAGGAAGACCAAGCGAAAGAACAAGCCAUGGCUAUGGAGGAAGAGGCGACGCCCAUGGACGAAGAGAUGGCGGAUGCUACAGUGGACGAAGCUACUCCCCAGUUCAUCGUCCAGCAGCCGUGCGAGGUUCCAUCGUGGCACCUGUUUGAUCCAAACUUUGCUACUCCAGUUAUGUGGUCUAGCGGAUCCUGAUUGGAAGUGUCACCUAGUUUUCUUUCUUCUUGAUAGAGCUAGCUAGCCGUAGGCGUUAAAAGUUUUAAAUCA
Molecule: messenger RNA, 1334 nt
Organism: Selaginella moellendorffii
Lineage: Eukaryota; Viridiplantae; Streptophyta; Lycopodiopsida; Selaginellales; Selaginellaceae
Exons: 4
Coding region: 567-1262 (231 amino acids)
Source: RefSeq, a predicted model, not a curated record